CGUGUGGUGCGUUCACGAGUUCUUGUGUGUGUGUGUCACGAGCAUUGUGAAGCGGGGUCACUGUCAGCACCUGUCCUGCAGGUAAACGGUGUUUCCCGCUGUGAUGGACCGCUGGAGGGGCAGAGUGGCUCUGGUGACCGGAGCCUCGGUCGGGAUCGGGGCGGCUGUGGCUAAGGAGCUGGUCCGACACGGUAUGAAGGUGAUGGGCUGCGCCAGGGACGUCGAGAAGAUCCAGAAACUGGCAGCCGAGUGUCAAAGCGCAGGUCACAGCGGUGUUUUGGUGCCUUUCAAGUGUGACCUGAGCAACGAGGAGGAGAUCCUGUCCAUGUUCGCCGCCAUCAAAGAGCAGCACAAAGGCGUGGACGUGUGCAUCAACAACGCCGGCCUGGCUCAUGCAGAGCCGCUCUUAAGUGGCAAAACCAGCGGCUGGAAGAACAUGAUGGAUGUGAACAUUCUUGGGUUGUCUAUAUGCACACGUGAGGCGUAUCAGUCAAUGAAAGAAAGAAAUGUUGACGAUGGGCACAUCAUCAACAUAAACAGCAUGUCUGGACAUCGUGUCACUCCGAAUGCCGACGUACAUUUCUACAGCGCGACCAAGUACGCUGUGACGGCUCUGACGGAGGGCCUGAGACAGGAGCUGCGUGAGGCGAACACCCACAUCAGAGCCACAAGCAUUUCUCCUGGUUUAGUGGCGACAGAAUUUGCUCAGCGACUGUACAAUCCAGAUAAAGCUGCUGCUGCGUACACUAAAAUCAAGUGUCUGGAAGCAAUCGAUGUUGCUGAUUCUGUGACAUACGUCCUGAGUGCCCCUCCACAUGUGCAGAUCGGAGACGUUCAGAUGCGACCUGUGGAGCAGGUGUUGUAGUGUUGCAUCGCGUGAUUUGGUGUACGGAGACAUUUUUCAUAUGAUCUAUGAAAUAAAUGACUUUAUCUGAUGAUGGAA
This is a messenger RNA of Larimichthys crocea (large yellow croaker), 943 nucleotides long. Its product is annotated as dehydrogenase/reductase SDR family member 11. The record is from RefSeq and is a predicted model, not a curated record. The transcript has 7 exons. Gene Ontology annotation, molecular function: oxidoreductase activity. NCBI's taxonomy places the organism in Eukaryota, Metazoa, Chordata, Actinopteri, Sciaenidae. The coding region runs from base 104 to 865 and encodes 253 amino acids.